Messenger RNA from Bufo gargarizans (Asiatic toad), 512 nucleotides. It is a transcript of the gene MYCBP, whose product is annotated as MYC binding protein. NCBI's taxonomy places the organism in Eukaryota, Metazoa, Chordata, Amphibia, Anura, Bufonidae. Gene Ontology annotation, molecular function: transcription coactivator activity. The coding region runs from base 82 to 393 and encodes 103 amino acids. The record is from RefSeq and is a predicted model, not a curated record. The transcript is spliced from 5 exons. Gene Ontology annotation, biological process: regulation of DNA-templated transcription. Gene Ontology annotation, cellular component: nucleus.
UACUGCGCAUGCGUACAAAUCUUCCUGGUUGUUACUGAGGUGAUUGUUGCUCACCAAACCAUAAGCAAACGACAGAACGCAAUGGCGAACUACAAGGCAGCAGAUUCCAAAAGGGAGCAGUUCAGAAGAUACCUGGAGAAGGCUGGUGUCCUGGACACGCUUACUAAAGUAUUGGUUGAACUGUAUGAAGAGCCAGAAAAGCCGAAUAAUGCAUUGGACUUUCUAAAACAGCACAUGGGAGCUGCCGGCCCUGAAACACCAGAUGUAGAGGCUUUACGCUUGGAAAUCGCAGAACUGAAACAAAAGUACGAAGCUGUUCUAGAAGAGAACAAAGAACUGAAAGCAAAGCUUAGUCAGCUUGAACCUCACACAGAUGAAAAACGCCCGGAGUAACAGCCCUGAUUUCUAGCACUGGAUAUGUAAAUAAUGAAUGACCCUAGGAUUUCUUAUUAUAUUUUGGGCACAAAUGUUCAGUUGUUUAUAGUCCUAAAUAAACCACUUGUCUUCUGCAA